Metarhizium robertsii ARSEF 23 is the source of this 1731-nucleotide messenger RNA. Its product is annotated as oligosaccharide translocation-like protein. The coding region runs from base 1 to 1731 and encodes 576 amino acids. The transcript is spliced from 2 exons. The record is from RefSeq and is a predicted model, not a curated record. Gene Ontology annotation, cellular component: endoplasmic reticulum membrane. Gene Ontology annotation, biological process: dolichol-linked oligosaccharide biosynthetic process; glycolipid translocation. NCBI's taxonomy places the organism in Eukaryota, Fungi, Ascomycota, Sordariomycetes, Hypocreales, Clavicipitaceae.
AUGGCUUCAUCGCCCAAGGGCAACUCCGGCCAUAAUGCCAACGAUGCCUCGUCGCCCGCCGCUUCUCAACCCACCAAACCAUCCAUGGUCAAAGGCGCAUCCCUCCUCAUCCUUUUGCAGCUGAUAUCUCGCCUCAUCACCUUUGUUGCCAACCAGCUCCUGCUGCGCUUCCUGACGCCGCGGCUCGUGGGCCUGUCUAGCCAACUUGAGGUGUAUUACCUGUCGGUUUUAUUUUUUGCAAGAGAGAGCCUGCGUGUCGCAAUCCAACGCCAGGGCAGCACAACAGCGCCAUCAUCCAAGAGCGACAAGCAAGAUGAGCAGCUGCUCGUGACACGUCGCGACAGUCAGGCGGUUGUCAACUUGGGCUACCUAGCCAUUGUCCUCGGACUCUUCGUCAGCACCGGACUCGGAUGGAUGUACCUCGCCUACGCCAACGAAUCAAUCCUGCAGACGCCAUACCUCGUCCACUCGCUUUACCUGUAUGGUUUGGCCGCCAUGGUAGAGCUGCUCUCCGAGCCUUGCUUCGUCCUCAUGCAGAGGCGCUUGCAGUUUGGCACCCGCGCCACGGCCGAGUCGGCUGCUACUUUCCUACGAUGUCUGGCUGUGUUUGCAUCUACAGUCUUGGCGUCAAGGAAGCGGCUGGAUAUUGGCGUCCUGCCCUUUGCACUUGGCCAACUCACCUACGGCGUGUCAUUGUUGCUGGUUUACUUUGUCUCUGGCUACGGCCUCGCAACCUCCAUUGGCUUUUCGCUGCUGCCAAAAGCUAUGGCGGCCGACAGCAGGGCCGGCGCAGACUACGUAUGGUCCUAUUUCUACCGACCGACCGUCACCCUUGCCAGCAGGAUGAUGAUCCAAAGCGUCGUCAAGCAUCUCCUCACACAGGGCGAUACUUUUCUCAUAUCUAUACUCUCCACGCCAGAAAUGCAGGGUGUGUAUGCCAUGGCCAACAACUACGGCGGGUUAUUAGCCCGAAUGCUCUUUCAGCCCGUAGAGGAGAGUAGUCGGAGCUAUUUCUCGCAACUGCUGGCCUCCACAUCAACAACCGAGAAGGACGCAAAAGAUGUUCAACCAUCGGCAGCGGUGCAAGAAGCCAAGAAGAACCUUCAGACUCUUCUUAGACUGUACACCAUUUUAUCGGCAAUUGCGGUAGGUCUUGGUCCUUUUGCCGCUCCGCCGCUGCUGUCCAUUGUUGCAGGGAAAAGAUGGACAGACGAUGGCGCCGGGGAUGUCUUGGGUGUCUACUGUUUCUACAUUCCGUUUUUGGCUCUCAAUGGCAUCACCGAAUCUUUUAUUGCAUCUGUUGCGUCUGAAGCAGAGGUCCAGCGGCAAUCGAUGUGGAUGGGAGUAUUUUCCGUGGCCUUUGCCGCUUCCGCCUUCGUCUUCAUGCGCGUUUUCCCCCUCGGUGCGCAGGGCCUUGUACUCGCCAAUAUCAUCAACAUGUUGUGUCGCGUCAUUUGGAGCUCUGCCUUUAUUAAAGCCUAUUUUCGCCGCAAUCGGUCAGAUAUAUCCAUUAGAAGCAUAGUACCAGGCGGUAUAGUUGCCGUGUCACUCUCUACGCUGGUUUUCAUGCAUUGGCUCCAUUCGCCAGAUGAGCCGAAAACGAAUCCAGUCAAAAUACUUGCAAAAGUGGCGGGUUCAGCCGUGCCAUUUCUACUUACAAUGUGUAAUACUCCUCGAACGACAUUUUCUGUUGGAAUGCUUUCACUCUAUACGGGAUCGGAAAGCCGCUAA